Messenger RNA from Phycodurus eques (leafy seadragon), 5490 nucleotides. It is a transcript of the gene neto2b, whose product is annotated as neuropilin (NRP) and tolloid (TLL)-like 2b. Bases 132 to 1793 code for a protein of 553 amino acids. Lineage: Eukaryota; Metazoa; Chordata; Actinopteri; Syngnathiformes; Syngnathidae. Gene Ontology annotation, molecular function: protein binding. The transcript has 13 exons. The record is from RefSeq and is a predicted model, not a curated record.
GUCUGCCGACGACGGGGAUCGUUAGGAGGAAAAGUUGUCUUCAUCGUUCAUGUAUCAACGACGUUGACGUAAAAAUGUCGAUUGUCGCUGGAGUUUCGACAUAGAAGCCACCUAAACUCCCAGCAGAGAGGAUGAAUGUAGUCUGGAUACUUCUCCUUUUCAUUGAGGAGGGAUUUCCUCGUGCUCAGAAGACUGCAGAUGAUGCCGCCGCAUCCAAAGGGCUCAAACCGUCUCAGAGGCCGACGCGUUCUCGCCACUGUGGGAAGUGGAUACGGCACGCGGACGGUGGCAGCUUUAGCUCGCCAAACUACCCCAACAUCUACCCACCCAACAAGGAGUGCCUGUAUGUGCUCGAAGCGCUCCCCCGGCAAAGGAUCGAGCUGCUGUUUGACGAGUCGUUCUACAUCGAGGCGUCCUUCGAGUGUCGCUUUGACCACAUCGAGGUGCGCGAUGGCCCCUUCAGUUUCUCGCCGCUCAUAAACCGCUUCUGUGGCGCCACCUGCCCCGGGCUGGUCCUGUCCAGUGGACGCUUCAUGUGGAUACGCUUCUACAGCGACGAAGAACUGGAGGGGAUCGGUUUCCAGGUCCGCUACAGCUUCACGGCAGACCCGGAGUUCCAUCUGCAUGUGGGAGGACUCCUAAACCCCAUCCCAGAUUGUCAGUUUGAGCUGUCCGGGGCCGAUGGCCUGAUCCGAUCCAGCCAAGUGGACGAGGAGUACAAGGUCAAGCCCGACCAGGCCGUGGACUGCAUCUGGACCAUACGCGCCCCGACGAACAACAAGAUUUACCUGAGAUUCCUGGAGUACCAGCUGGAGAACUCCAACGAGUGCAAGAAGAACUUUGUGGCUGUUUAUGAUGGAAGCAACGCCAUCGAGGACCUCAAGGCCAAGUUUUGCAGCACAGUGGCCAACGACAUCAUGCUGGACACGGGCGUGGGCGUGGUCAGGAUGUGGGCAGAUGAGAGCAGUCGCCUCAGCCGCUUUAGGAUGUUGUUCACUUCUUUUGCUGACCCUCCCUGUGUCGGCAGCGCGUUCUUCUGUCACAGUAACAUGUGCAUCAACAAUUCUCUGGUGUGCAACGGUAUACAAAACUGUGUUUUUCCCUGGGACGAAAGCAACUGCAAAGAAAAGAAGCAGAAAGGAAUCUUCCAGCACACGACGAGGACUCACAGCACGGUUAUCUGUGUGUCCACCGGCGUGGUCAUGCUGCUCCUCAUCGUCUCCAUCUUGGUGCAGAUCAAGCAGCCACGCAAGAAGCUGUUGGUACGCAAGAAUAACUUGUUCCAGCGUGGCGACUUCCACACAGCAUUUGAGCCGCCGCAUUAUGAACUCUUGACUCUCAGAGAAAAGAAGCAGUCAGGUGACCUGGGUGAUCUUUCCGAGGAGCUUCAGUCCCUGCAGGCCCUGAGGAGGUCAUCUUCUUCGGGCUCUCGCUGUGUUCACGAGCACCACUGCGGCUCUCAGGCCUCGCUCACCUCAAUCAGAGGGGCUCCCGGGGCGGGCCGCAGGUCUUCGGAGCUGACCCCGAUCCGUGGCGACGUCCAGAGAGCUCUGCCUCCUCUGCGCGACUCCGCCGGCAGCUUUCGCAAGAAAAGCUGGCCUAGCGUCAAAGCAGCCGCCGGCCUUCACGCGCAGUACAGCCCGGCAGAGCGACACCACCGAGUCGUGGAGGACCAGGAAGACGACCGAGAGGCGCGGGAUGGCGCCGGCUACGACUUAUACGUACACGGGGCCGCCAACAGGAGAGGCCGCUACGAGAUGGUCCAGCAAAGAUCUUUAUCCAUGGACUUUUAAUCUAAAAACAAAAUGACCAUGACCAUGUUUCUGGCUGUGGAGAAGACGCUUUUCAAUCUUCUGCUGGAGCGUCCAUCUCCUUCCACUGGGAAAAGAGUUUCCUGUUGGUGCUCUUCAUACCACCUACCCACCUUAUGGUAAAUAACCUUUUGUUCAUAAAAACAGAACCAAUGUUAACACUUCUACAGCGUCAAAAAAAAUGUAAUUAAAAAGUCUGCAUGGACUUCUGCUGCUGGUGGCGACUUACGGAGCAAGACAACAUCACAGGAAUCACCACCAGGAACAGAAAGACUCGCAAAAAAGUGUCAUGGAUUAUCUCCUGGGAAGAAAAACAAAGAGGUUGAUGAUUUAUUUGAAAGAAAUGGGAUCAAUUAUGAAAUUCAAUUUUAAAACAAUUGUAACGUCAGGAAUGUAGUUAUUGCGUCAAUACUUCUGCCUUUCGGGCAAGUUUUUCAAUUUAGCAUUAUCCAUCUGUGUAAAAUACGUGGUUCAAAUUUGGUCACGGAAAGACAAAAUCUCUUGGACGAAUUUAUUUUGAAGGACGCUUGGAAAUGGCCAAAAUGACUCUAAAAUGGCCGCUUAUUACCAAAAUGGAAGACUUCCUGUAUUUUUUCAGGCAUAGCUUCUUGAGACUUUUUGGUAAGACAACUCAUGAAAGACAUUCAUUCAUUCAUUAAUUUUCUGAGCCGCUUUUUCUCACUAGGGUCGCGGGCGUGCUGGAGCCUAUCCCAGCUGUCAUCGGGCUGGAGGCGGGGUGCGCCCUGAACUGGUUGCCAGCCAAUCGCGGGGCACAUAGAUACAAACAACCAUUCGCACUCACAGUCAUGCCUACGGGCAAUUUAGAGUCUCCAAUUAAUGCAUGUUUUUGGGAUGUAGGAGGAAACCGGAGUGCCCGGAGAAAACCCACGCAGACACGGGGAGAACAUGCAAACUCCACACAGGCGAGGCCGGGGAUUGAACCCGGGUCCUCAGAACUGUGAGGCUGAUGCUCUAACCAGUCGGCCACCGUGCUGCCUCAUGAAAGACAUGUGUACCAAAAUUCAUGUUCCCAAGUGAAACUGGCUUCACGUGUUGGAUUCUCAAGAUUUCCAGGGGGCAAUGUAUUGUUAGUUUUAUGUUUUAUUUUGGGACAUCAAAUGUUGUUGCAGUGCUUUUUCCCCACACACAACAACAAAAACUAAAAUCCUUUACAGUUUACGGUCACCCAUCUGUCUUGUAUACAUGGUGCAAAUUUGGUGGCAAUCAGGCAAAAUCUCUUGGGCAAGUUCCUUGGGCUUCCGGAAAUAGCCAAAUUGGGCUAAAAAUGGCUGCUUGAAACCAAAAUGGCAGACUUCCUGUGUAUUUUUGGCCUUGGCUUCUUAGACUUUGUGUGUGUGUGCCUACUCAUGAUAGACAUGCCUACCAAAUUUCAUGUUGCCAAGUGAAACAUCUAGUCUGGUUCAGACCUUGUGAAGUUGAGUUUUGCGUUUCAUCAAAAUGUCGAUUUAAGUAAAUGACAACAAAGACACAAAACAAUGUUUUGAAACUCACCGCAUCCGAGCAGGAAUCAAUCCAGAUGUGUAAAAACAAAACACAACUGAGGAUGACAAAAAAAAAAAAGUCAACAAAAGUGGUCAGUAAACAUUGUCACGUCUUUUCCAUUUAAAACACAUUCACUGCCAUUGACGGCUUUAGAAGUCAAACAUCCAUGUUAACUGGGAGGGCUGGCAGUGAAUGAGUUUUAACGUUGAAAGUGCUGACCUGGUGCAAUAUUUAGCUUGGUCCUGGAUGGUGACACUUCGGGGGUCAGGAAUCAGCGGAGUGGAUUUGAUGAAAGGCGUGAGCACAUACGCUAAGUACACAGCAGCAGGGAUCAACCUGAUCAAGAUUUCAAUUACGUUAGCCGCAUCGUUUACGCUCAAGUCCAGAAAGAUUCAAAAGAGACACUCACCACACGUAUACGUAGACUGGUAAAGAUAAUAGUUGACUUCUGCGGGGAUUCUGUGAGACAAAUGUGGAUUAUUUAUGCAUCUUAUUUCAAAUGUGGCCAACAGUUUACAUGUUAAUGUCUCACCUGCCUUCCCUCCUCCUCAGCUGGCAUCGCUCUCCAUCCUUUGAUGGGGUUUUUGGACUUCCAUGCGUACACUGCCACCAGCAGGAAUGAGAUCAGAUAAAAUGUCUGCAGGCCAAAAAGACAAGGAAAACACAAAACAAAGCAAAAAAGUUCACGUCUGGCCCACGAUAUCUCGUUCUCUAUCAGCGAAAUAAACACAUAAAUGCAUAUAGUCCGAAGGUAAUGUUAAAGUAACUAGCAUUUAGUUUGCUUCCUAGUGAAAACAAACAUUCAUCAGGCCAAUCUAGGCGAAUGGGAGUCUGACUAAAUAACCUCAUCCUUUUGUCCCUUUUUCAUUGUCAGCUGUAAAGUUGUAUUUUUAAAAUAAAAUAAUAAGAAACAUAAAUGUCUUUAUCCAUGUCUUACAUGUUUUGCCUCAGAUGUUUGUUAUGCACAUAAUGUUCAUUUAAAGUAGCAAUUACAUGGAGAUGCGGAGGUAUAUGAUGUCAUCAGUAUAAUAUAUAAUGUACAGUAGAACCUCGAUUUACCGGACCAUGACUUAACAUUAGCAGAGACUGGAUAUGUAUUUCCGUGUCACAGACAUAACAAUAUGACUAAAUCCAACAAACAAACGUUCAUCCCGUGCCUACAUAGCGGCAAUAAUGAAUGUGGCGACAUUCCAUCAAAGGCAAUGUAUUGUUCGUUAGGCGGCCAUGUUGAAUAUGGCACUUUUCCAGGCCAUGCAUUGACGUGGUGGCCAUGAUGGCAGGGGAAAAAAAAAAGUACUGUAUAGUAAUAUGAGUGCAUAUGGCCACAAAAAAAGUGCUUCAAUAUAACGGACAAUUGGCUAUAACAGACGACCCUCCACUAUUAAUCUACUAAAUCGAGGUUCCACCGUAUUAAUUUGCAUUCAAAUUUUCCACAGUGAGGCUAAUGUAUUAGAUAUUUGUGUGUUACAUAUUUAGUUUUCCCGAUAGCAUAAAACAACAGGUUAAAAUCACGAGGUGGUGCAACUGUAAUUGAUAUGGCAAAUCGGCAGCGUGGUGGAAUUGUGGUUAGCACGUCUGCCGCAAAGUUCUGAGGUUUGGGCAAAUAGCGGGUGCAAAGUGUGAUGUAAUUUUAUUUCAAUGUCAUAUUCCGACAGUGCCUCUUUGGGUAAUGAUUGUUCACUGACUGUCUAUGAUAUUAUGUAAUACAUGAAGUUCAAGUACAGUUCUCGUGACAAUGAUGUAAUUUUAUUUUUUAUUUUUUUACAAGUGACCCUUUGGUACACUCACAUUCCUCAGAUUUACAACACGUGUUUUACAUCAUGAUGACAUUUAGACUCUACUUCAUGUGCAUGUAAUAAAUGAAAGAUUGUUUUGUAACACUAAUGAUAACAAUUACAAUACACGAAUGGAUUCAGAUGUUACAAAAAGGCCAGAAAUGUUGAGAACGGUGGAAACUUCCACAAAAAAACUUUCUUUUGUAUUUGUAUGUGUGAAUGUUGCAAGUUAACGGUGUGUUUUUAAGACAUGUAAAUCAAUUUUAAAAAAUGUAUACCACUGUCAUUUACUCUAGUGCCAUUAAUACGAAAUGAUAUUUCACAGCUUUCGGGGAAACCUGGGAGCAACAGAAAACAGCUAUUCCCACUUCUGCUUUAAAGAGAAAUAAAUGUUUUCACUA